AUGAGCCUGUUUACUGCGUCGCCUCUUUUGCGUUCGUCGGUCGCGCCCAGCCGGGGUGUUAUGGGCGCGGUGCGCUUCGUGCCCGGCUCGGUUGCACUUGCGCAGCAGCAGCCGCGCUCGCUGACCACCUCGCCGGUCGCGCGCGGCCUGCCGUGGGCGAAGCGCGUCGAGACCCGCCCUGUGUCGCAGGAGCAGGACUUUAAGGAGCUUAACGUUGUGCGCAACGACCGCCCGAUCUCGCCCCACUUUACCAUCUACCAGCCCCAGCUCACCUGGUACACCUCGAUCGUGAACCGUGUGACGGGCGCGGGUCUGAGCUUUGGCCUGUACACCUUCAUGACUGCGUACGCUGUUGCGCCGCUUCUGGGCUACACCGAGUGCCUCUCGUCGGCACACCUCACGCAGGUCGUGGCCGAGCUGCCCCAGUGGGCCAAGCUUGCGGUCAAGGUGCCGCUGGCGGCUUCCAUCUCUUUCCACAGCCUGAACGGCCUGCGUCACCUGUCGUGGGACAUGGGCUACGUGCUCGACCUCAAGAAGUCGUACGUCGCCGGCUACACGGUGAUUGCUGCGACGGCUCUCGCGACCGUCGGCCUUUGCUUGCUGUAA
Molecule: messenger RNA, 606 nt
Organism: Malassezia japonica
Lineage: Eukaryota; Fungi; Basidiomycota; Malasseziomycetes; Malasseziales; Malasseziaceae
Gene: SDH3
Product: cytochrome b subunit of succinate dehydrogenase, Sdh3p
Exons: 2
Coding region: 1-606 (201 amino acids)
Biological process (GO): mitochondrial electron transport, succinate to ubiquinone; tricarboxylic acid cycle
Cellular component (GO): membrane
Molecular function (GO): electron transfer activity; oxidoreductase activity, acting on the CH-CH group of donors
Source: RefSeq, a predicted model, not a curated record